UGAUGGGAUUGUUUCAUUAUUCCAGCCAGCUGAUUGGUUAGUUCAGCUCAGACUCAGGACAGGACUCAGGAGGAGGAUGUGAGAAAGGGAGGAGAAGAAAGAGCUCAAGAAAGGAGGAAUAAUCACGUCUGUAGCCAUGGCAACAGGUCCAAGAAAGGAUGAAGUUGAACGUCAGAUGAAUGAACAGACUGUUCUUGAAAUUGAGCUGAGGACUGUUAAGCAGGACAAGAGAGUUUACAAGCAGCAGCAGAACAGCAAUGUGUUCUUCAGAGAGGACAAGACUAAGCUACUUAGUGAAUGUAAAAAAACCAUGGAUGAACUCAGGAAGGAGUACCAGGAAAUACAGCAAGAUGCGGAGAGAUGAAACACAACUCUUCAGUACUUUUAGUAUUAGAAAGGGAACUACAGUAGUACUGUGAGGUUUCAUAUUAUCAAGGAUGUAUUUAUAGAAAUCUAAAAAUUGAAUUGUUACGACUAAGUUUGCUGCUGGUGAGAAGCUUUCAUACAGCUUCCGCCAUAUUUUUUUUUAGCUCUGAAGGGUUAUGUGACCUGGGGGUUGGAGGUCACUCUCUCUCAGGACACGGGACUGGAUGAUCGACAGUGUUGUAGAUACAUGUAGAAGGGAGUCGGUGGCAGCCCUAGCCACGGUUUAUCUGCUGGAUGUAUGCUGAUCAAAUUUCUCAGUUUACUUGAAUAAUUAACAAACUUCUUGUAUGAUAUUACAGUAUUUUAUUAAGAAGCCACAAUGCAAUACAUGUUGAUGAUAUCACAGUAUAAAAAGCGUUGCUGAUUUUGACAACCACAAUCAUAUUUAUGAAAAUAGUUGUCUGUUUGUUGGUACCAAAUAUUGCCGGUAUGUUGAGUGAAAUAGCCUGGAAUUCAAUCAAUACAAGUUGACGUUGACAUACCA
This is a messenger RNA of Branchiostoma floridae (Florida lancelet), 910 nucleotides long. Its product is annotated as ASNSD1 upstream open reading frame protein-like. Lineage: Eukaryota; Metazoa; Chordata; Leptocardii; Amphioxiformes; Branchiostomatidae. The transcript is spliced from 4 exons. The record is from RefSeq and is a predicted model, not a curated record. Bases 137 to 364 code for a protein of 75 amino acids.